AUGUCCCAACAACAGAAGCUACCGAGUAACAAUUACUUUGAGGAUAAUAUCGACCUAGAACUCCAUUUGAGUGAUCUGGAGGACGAUGCGAAGAUUGACGAAGCACUCACUGAAUUGGACAUGAAAGACCUUGGUAUAGAAGGAGAGGAGUUAGAUGAUGAUGGUGAUGAUGUAGAACCGUUGUUUAUACCUUCGGACGAUGAGGACGAAGAUUUCAAGGACAUUUCUGACGAUGAUGAUUACGAUGAUGAGUAUAACUUCAAGGAUGCCCUUAAAGGUGCCAGUAACUUCAAAGUAAGGAACAGAAGAGAGAAAUUAUCGAAGAAUAACAAGUCGUAUUACAGGAAACGAAUGAUGAGAGCCGAUAAUCGUGACUUGGACCCUGAAGUACGAAUGAACUUAUCUCUUGCAAAUGAGGCAUUUGUUCGUAAUGAUUUACAAGUUGCACAACAAUUAUACGUUGACGUUAUUAAAAAGGAUCCAAAGAAUUUUAGUGCUUAUAAAGCGAUUGGAGAAAUUUACAAAUCACAAGAGAAGUUAGACGAAUGUUGUAGUUCUUGGCUUUUGGCUGCUAAUUUACAUCCUUGGGAUAGUGACUUUUGGGGACAAGUGGCAGAAUUAUCAAAUGAAUUAGGCCAUAUCGACCAAGCUAUUUAUUGUUAUACUAGAGCUAUAACCUCAGACACUAAACGAAGUGCCAAUUUUAUUCUUGAAAGGGCACUUCUUUACAAGGAAAAACGACAAUUUGGUAAGGCUUUAGACGGAUUUCAGAAAAUUCGUCAGUUGUAUCCUCAAGAUACCAACAUUAUAAAAUAUUUGGCUGGGGUUUAUCUGGAACAGAAGCGUUUAAAUGAUGCCAUAAACUUGUACAUGCGAAUCCUAGAUCAAAAUAUUAAUCCUGAUACAGAUAGUGAUGAUCAGUAUCCAAAAUUUGACUGGCCAGAGUUGAACAUCUUAUUGGAAUUGCACGUUCAACAUCGUUCUCUUAAACUUGGUAUCAAUGUAUUAAAGCUAGCGGCAAGAUGGAUUCAAGGAAGGAUGGAUGAAACAUGGUGGGAUGAGAAUGAUGAUUCCGAAUUUGAUUCAAAGAGGCGAUUCAAGAAAUUGAACCACUUGAAAUCUCGGGACUUAGCUGACUUCAAAACAAAACCAUAUGAUCUUCCGAUAGAUAUACGAUUCAAGCUAGGAAUACUUCGAUUGGGGUUGGACCAAAAGGAAGAGGCAAUGCAUCAUUUUGAGUAUUUAUUAGACGACAACCAGGCUGCAAUUGCAGAUUUGAAUUUUGAAGCUGGUAAACAAUUGCAGGAAUAUGGUUACUACGAGGAAGCGUUGACAUUUCUUACUCGUGCGUUUGGUAAUGAGGAGUUAGUUUCGAGUUUCGAUUUAGUUACAUUGUUGGGAAAAUGUUAUUUUGAAAUCGCUGAUUAUGCCGAGGCAAAAGAAGCAUAUGAAGAGUUAUUGACCCAUUCACCCAAUAAUGUCGACUUUAAAUUGGCUCUAGCUGAAACAUUAUAUCACUUAGGUGAUGAUGCCCAAGCUGAAGCAUUAAUCAAUGAGGUGCAAAUGGUUAACCAGAAGAAUUUGAAAAAGGAAAAGCCACUCGACGAACCAGCAGAGGCUGAAGGGUUUUCCCUAAUUAGAAAUAAGAUGAGAAAGACUCCAAAGAGGGCGAAAUUGUCAGAGCAAGAGAAGGAGGAAAUAGAAGCUAAUGCAAAGAGGAAAGUUUUGGAAAAGUAUGGUCGAAUGGAGAGAUUGCAAGAAUCUAUGAACUUGGGUGAUCGGGUAGCUAUAGCUGCUUGGAUUCAGUUGGCAUCUCAGUUAAUUGAAAUGUUUACCAGUAUUAAAAGUUUUUUCCCAAAAGAUAGAUCAAAGAGAUUUAAAGGAAUCAUACGGUAUCGUACUCGUAAAGAUAUUGAUUUGGAUGAGAAAUUAGCUCGUGCUUAUAAUCUCUUGGAAGGGUUCAAUCUGGAAGAGACUUUCACUCGUCAAACUUUGGUUUCCAAAACUGAGUUUAGAGGACUAACGUAUGACCAAUGGUUUGAUAUUUUUGCACAAUUUGGCCUAGUCAUGUCAAAAUAUGAAAACAAUACCGAAUACGCUGAUGAUAUUAUAAAUAUUGCAUUAUCGGUUAACAUAUUUGUUCAUGACAAGAACAAAGAUGCAAUGUUGAGAUUACUAAAGCUUAUGUUUGGAAUCAAACAAGAACAAGCUGCCACCACGGUGUUUCACAACAUCAGAACUUUUUUACUUCAAAAUCAAUUUAGUCCCUAUAUGUGUCAUUUAUUCUUCUGCUGUUAUGCAUCAGGGGCAGUAUUUGCAGAAACGUUUUCCUGUUAUAAUCACCAAAAGUUUUUCCUUCGUCAGAUUAAAGCCUAUGACUCGUGCUUCAAACAGGAACCUGUGUCGGGUAUGCCUAACAUCACGGCCAAUGUGGGGGAUAUUCAAUUAGGUCACUCCCAUCCUGACUUGAUUUACAUUUAUGCGAAUUUACUCGGUGGUAAAGGAAGUCAUUCGUCUUUGGUAUUUUACCUCAAUCGAGCAUACAGGUACUUUUCCAAAGAUUCAAUGAUUUGUUUGGUACUAGGCUUAGCUCAUGUUCACAGGUCAAUGCAAAGAUUAAGUUCAAAUCGACAUAUCCAAUUAUUACAGGGAAUAAGCAUCUUGUUGGAAUACAAAACCAAUAGACUUCGGACGAACCCAACGAUUUACGAAAAACAAGAGAUUGAGUAUAAUUUUGGUAGGUUGUUUCACAUGUUGGGAUUGACUACUCUUGCUGUUGGUCAUUAUAACAAGGUAUUGCAAAUACUGGAUGAUGAAGAUGAUAUUGAAGAUGAUUAUGAUUUGAAAUGGGAGGCAGCUUACAACUUGUCUUUGAUUUACAGUGUUAAUGGGAAUUCACAAAUGGCGCGAUAUUUGACUGAAAAGUAUUUAACGAUGUAA
Lodderomyces orthopsilosis Co 90-125 is the source of this 2940-nucleotide messenger RNA. It is a transcript of the gene TFC4, whose product is annotated as transcription factor TFIIIC subunit. The transcript has a single exon. Gene Ontology annotation, biological process: transcription by RNA polymerase III. The coding region runs from base 1 to 2940 and encodes 979 amino acids. Gene Ontology annotation, molecular function: protein binding. The record is from RefSeq and is a predicted model, not a curated record. Lineage: Eukaryota; Fungi; Ascomycota; Pichiomycetes; Serinales; Debaryomycetaceae. Gene Ontology annotation, cellular component: transcription factor TFIIIC complex.